AUGUCAGAAAAUAAUUUUACUCUGCCACCGGCUCCAAGUGAUUUGUGUUUCACAGCAGAAGAUUUUAUGGCAUUGGACUUCGAUGUUGACAAUUUUUUACACGAACACAGAAAAAAUGCAAGCUUGGAAACUAUGAGGGAUGAUCUUGGAGUUUACUUAAAGAUUUUGAGAUCGGCAAUGAUCGAGCUCAUAAAUAAAGAUUAUGCUGAUUUUGUAAAUUUAUCCAAAGAUUUAAUUGGUCUUGAUAAGGUAAUUAAUCAUUUGCAAGCACCUCUUGGACAAUUACGAGAGGAAGUGAUGCAAAUAUGUCAAACAUUGGAUACGGCAACAGAGGACAUGGAGAACGGGUUAAAGGAACAUCAACGUAUACGUGAUUUGAAACAGUCGAUGCAUAGUUUGGGACGUGUUUAUAAAUCUGCAUCAAAAUUGAAAUUAAUAUUAGAGUCCCAUGUAAUUAAAUUGGACAUUUUAGAACGGGCUGCUACAGAAUUUAAUCAAUUGAGGUUCCAUAUGACAAGAUGCAAAGAUUACAUGUCAGAAGAUUUGAAGAAAAAUUGUGAAAAUUUAGAAAUUCAGUUAUUGGAUAGCCUCGAUUCUCAACUAUUGUUAUGUAUUAAAAGUAAUCAUAAUUGUACUGAUAAUCUUAUUUGUUGUCUUAGAAUUUAUGUAACAUUGGAUAAGAUUGAUAAAGCAGAACAUUUAGUGAGAAAAAAAAUUGUUGGAGUAUUAAUCGAAGACAUUAUUGUGGAGAAAAAUAUUAACAAUGAGUUACUUGGUCUUCAAGAACUUUACCAAAAAUUAUUGAAGUUAUUGGAUGUAGAAUUGAAAAAAUUACUGGAAGUUACUUUUCAUUCCAAUAUAACGACCGCUCGUAAUUUCAAUUUUCUUGUUAAUAGUUUUUGGUCAGAGGUCGAAGAAAAAAUAGAGUUACGUUUGAAACAAAUUUUUGCGCCUGGUAAUCCUGAUUUAUUUUAUAAACGUUACACAGAAUCAUUGGAAUUUAUCAAUAAAUUACAAGAGAAAUGUAAAAAUAACGAUAAUCUUGCUCAAUUAAAGUGUCAUCCAUUAUUUAUACAAUUUAUAAAAAAAUGGAACUUACCAGUUUACUUUCAAAUUCGGUUCCAAGAAAUUGCUGGUUCAGUAGAGCAAGUUCUAUGUCAUCAUGUAUCACAAGGAUCAAUUAAAAUUAAUGUUACAAAUUUGGAUCCUACUGAUACAGAUACAUUUUCCCUUUACGGAAGUGAAACUACGUGGGAUUGCCUGAUGAAGACUUGGUCUGAAGGAAUAUUUAUUUCACAAUUACUUCAUCAAUUUUGGAAAUUAAAUCUUCAAAUACUUUCUCGUUACAGAACAUGGAUUUCUGAUGCCUUAAAACAGUCGUGGAUUAAAGAACCUAGGCCCGUGGCUAUGAAUAGUAAUAUAAUUAAUCCAGAACCACCAAAUCGAUUAGAAUUUCUUGUUUGUCUCUAUACUGAUCUAGAAAAAAUUUCUAAAAAAUUACCAACGCUUUUAGACGUUGUAGUAAGAAAACUCAGUAUCUCUGAGACAAAAAUUAUUACAUUAUUAAAAGAAUCAUUGGAUGAUAUGAAAACGAAUUUAUUAUCUGAUUUACCAAAAAUAACUGAAGAAAUUGUUCAAGAAUUAUUGGCAAAUAGUUCCCCGGAAUUGAAAAAAGUUAGUGAUAUUCCAAGGUCAUAUAGACGAACUAAUAGGGAACCAACUGAACCUUGUGCUUACAUAAAAAAUGCUCUCGGAGUAUUGGUAGAAUUUCAUUCAACGUAUCAAAAUAUCGUUCCUGGUGCUGUUAUUCACUGGCUGCAGUUAACGUUAUCUCUUUUAAGUGAACAGUAUUAUUCAUCGGUUAAAAAUGUCCUCGAGUCAGUUCAAAAGACGGAAGAAAGUCUUAGAAGACUCAAAAUACAUCGUGAUAAAUCAUCAAAAAUUCCAACGACAGAAACGCAAGGCGUUACUGAUGAUGAUAAAAUAAGGAUACAACUCGAAAAAGAUGUUUUAUAUUUUGCUGACACUGUAAAUACAUUCAAUAUCGAUAGGUAUAUUAUUAAGGAUUUAGAAAAACUAACAGAAGUUGUUGAUGCUGCUGUUAAAUCAAGAAAUGAAUCAAAAUCAUAA
Messenger RNA from Cotesia congregata, 2130 nucleotides. The record is from the annotation of a GenBank genome assembly. NCBI's taxonomy places the organism in Eukaryota, Metazoa, Arthropoda, Insecta, Hymenoptera, Braconidae.